AUGGAUGACUGGCCGGACAGCCCCCGGAGAGAUUCCUCGGGCUUCUCGGUGUCUUGGUUGUCGCUGGGGGUCGUCCUGGUGACCUUCUUGCUGCUUCCGGAGCAGGUCCUCGGUUUCAGUGAGGAGCUCUGGAAGCUUCAGCAGAAGCUGCGGCGGGAGCUGGGUCAGGUCGUCCGCUCUUUUUCCGGGAACCCCAUCAUCAGGGCGAUCUUGGAUGCGGCAUAUUGGAUCCUGAGGAAAGCCUCCCGGGGCCGCUUUGCCUCGCCUUGUUCGCCUCCGCACUCUCUCCGCGGCCGUCUCGGCGGCCCGCAGGAGGUGCUGGUCUUGUGGACGGCGCAUCAGCAGCCCAAUCCUCUGCACGAGGAGACGUACAUCCUUGCUUGGAGAGUGGGCGAUGGGAAAGGAUCUACAUGGCAGGAGGAAGCCAUCGACGAGAAUCUGUGUAGAGAGAUUGGAGGUGGACCCGACAGGUGGGGCGCCAUCCUCGACCUGCCGGCUGAGGCAGUUACCAGGAUCCGGGUCUGCGCCGUGAACUGCCUCGGCCGCGGCGAUUGGAGCCACGAGGAGCUCGAGGUCACCACGACCAGGGCGAAACAACCCGGGUCGAAAAUUCGAAACGUCUUGGCCAAAGGUGUCCAGACGUGCGCGAACUGCGCAUAUCCCAUGAGCAAAGAACCAGGCGAGGCUGCCUAUGCCCAGCUGGUCUGCCGGUCCGUCUUCCAACCAGACUGCAAGCACGGCCCCUUCUGCCCGAAGUGCCGAGAGAGGGUGGCUCAAAAGGUGCUGUCCUGCUGCGUUUGCAGGGGUCUCAUCGAGUCCUGGCGACAAGGUCCCGUUGAGGAUACUGUGGCCUCCUGA
This is a messenger RNA of Symbiodinium sp. CCMP2456, 858 nucleotides long. NCBI's taxonomy places the organism in Eukaryota, Dinophyceae, Suessiales, Symbiodiniaceae. The record is from the annotation of a GenBank genome assembly.